AUGGACUCAAACGUGAAGACAAUGAUCAAACUUAUUGAGGAGGAUGCUGAUUCUUUUGCGAGGAGAGCAGAGAUGUACUACAAGAAGCGUCCAGAACUCAUGAAGCUAGUGAAAGAGAUCUAUCGAGCAUAUCAUGCAUUAGCUGAAAGAUAUCACAAUGCUACUAGUGUUCUUAAACAAGCCCACAAGACAAUGUCAGAAGCAUUUCCUAACCAAUUGCCCAUACUGUUGGGUGAUGAAUUACUAGAAUCCGAUGCUCAAACUCCAGAAUGGGCACACCACAUGAAGGAAGAAUCUGAUUCUGUAAGUGUAACCAUUGGAUUUGAUUCUAUAGAGGCAAGAAAAGGCCUUAAUUUUGAUGAAAAGGAGACUGGCCAAGUCCAUUACCAAAAGAGUCAAGAACAAUCAUCGUCUAAGUUCGAAUUGGAGUCAAGAGAGCUUAAUGAGAGAGCAGAUAGGGCAGAAGGUCAAGUUCAGGCUUUGAAAGAAGUGAUUGAUAAACUAAAUGAAGAAAAGGAAGCUAGCCUUCUCCAUUAUGAGCAAUAUCUUGAGAAGCUUUCGGAGAAAAACACGUUCUUGGAGAACUCUCUUUCUGAUGCUCAUGAUAAGAUGGAAGGGCUGAAGAUGAAAUUAACAAAUAUGGAAGAUUUGUAUCACUUGCUUGAAACUGAGAAAUCUGAACUUAUCAACGAGAAAGGCAUUCUCAAAUCUGAAGUUGAAAUCACUCAGAAAAGGCUAGAUCAUCUUCUGAAAUUUCAUACAGAGCUAAAGGAGGAGAAAUCACAUGCUUUGGAGAUAGAGAAACUAAACACUCUCAUUAAACUUAAAGAAAUUCAGGCUUCUUUGGAUGCAGAAAAGCAAGAGGGUUCUAUUUUCACAAAGAGAAGUGAAAUACAGGUGGCCACAAUGCAAUCUCAGAUUUCUCUACUGGAAGAUGAAAGUCAACUAAGAAGAAGAGAAUUGGAUGAAGAACUAAAAAAGUCCAUGGAUUCUGAAAUUGAGAUCUUCAUAUUGCAGAAGUGUGCUCAGGAUCUCAAAGAAAAGAACCAGGUUCUAUUGAUCGAGUCCAAGGCAUCUGAAAAACUUAUAUCCGACUUAGAGCUUCAGAAUCAUGAGAAACAAGCAGAAGUCGAAUCCUUUUCCGAGCAUUUGAAAGUCUUCAGGAAGGGUCUAUAUCAGUUGUUGAAGGUAGUUGAAAUUGAUGUAGGCAAUGAGGAUGGAGAAAAGAUUGGACAAGACCAAACAUGUCUUUACCAAGUACUAAGCAAGCUUGAAGAUUUAAAAUCAGAUCUUCAUAUGACAUUUGAUGAUAAUGGGAGGUUAUCAGUGGAGCUAUCUGUUCUCGUCACUCUUCUCAGACAAUUGAGCUUAGAAUUGAAAAAUCUUGAGAAAUGGAAACAUGAUGUUGAUAUAGUACUGAAUGACCGGAAUGAGCAGCUGUCAGUCAUGCAGAUUGAGUCUUAUGAACUUCUUCAGAAAAUUAAAGAAUUGCAUUAUGAUGUAAAUGUAAGAGAGCAAAAGGAGAAAGAAUUAAUGACUCAGGUAGAGAAUCUGCAACUGGAGAACUCUAAGACUCUCGAAGAAAAAAAACUAUUGUGGGUUCAGUUCAUGGACUUGAAAGAGUGGAGCCAGAAUCUAGAAGAGCAGAAUUUAUCUAUCUUUACUGAAACUUUAUCUGCAAAUAAUCUUUCUCUGGUUCUUAAGAACUUCCUUAAUGAGAAAGUAAUGGAACUCCAAAAGGUUGGGGAUGAUUUAGACAAACUUUAUGCUAUUAAAAACUCCCUUCAUGAUAGACUAAGAGCGACAGAGGAAACAUUAGCAGUUUCAGAAGUUGACCGUUUGCAUCUCCAAGAGAUACUGAAGGAGACGUAUGAUGAGUUGAGAACAGCUAAAGCGGUUAAUGAACAAUUGAGUUGUGAAAUCAUGGAAGGGAAGGAAUUCUUGAGCCUGAAAGAAAAGGAGCUCUCUGAAGCAGAAUGUAAACUAGUAGCCAUUGAGUCGGAAAAAUCAGAGCUGCAGAUUACAGUUGACGCAACUUGUAAAAGCCUUGAAAAUGAUUUGGUUUGUAAAAACAGGGAAAAUGAAUAUCUCAAGGUAACUGUCAGCUGUUUGGAGGGUGAGAAUGAAAAACUCAAAGCUCGGUUUGCUGCUCAUAUUCCGGUUCUCAUUUCCUUGAAGGAUGCUAUGUCUUCCUUGGAAAAUUGUACCAAUUUCAACCCAAUGGAAAAGGAAAUGAGAAAGGCAACUGACCCCAUUGAAAACUUAAACGAAGUAAGCGAAAUGACGCUAGAUGCAGUUUCAGAGCUGCAGGAUCUUCAAAUAAGACUAAAAUCUGUAGAGCAUUUCAUCGUCCAAAUGGAAACUGUGGCAAAUGACAAACUAGCAACUGCAAUGAAGCAGAUUGAAGAAUUAUCUUCCAAGACCACUUUAGACAAGGUAAUAAAUCAGAAGACAGUUUCAGAAAUUUCUGAAUUGCAAAACAGGCUUCUGGCUAAAGAUAAUAAGCCAUAUGGUAUAAGCUAUAAAGAUAAUGACUUGCCUGAAUCAAGAAAUGGUGAUGAGAUAAAGGCAUUUAAAAAGGAAAACCAGGAUACCAGUUCAAAGUUUUUUUUGGAGAAUGAUUUGGAUGUGGAUAUACAAGACAUAUCCCGAAGAUUUUCUGGUUAUCGUGGGGAGAUGAGCAAGAAGAAGGUUCUUGAAAGGUUAAAUUCUGAUGCACAGAAACUUGUGAACCUUCAGAUUAUGGUUCAAGACUUGAAGAAAAAAAUGGAGAUCACUGAAAAGAGAGGAAAGAUAACAAAUAUUGUAGAAUGGGAUAUAUUGAAAGAGCAACUUGAAGAAUCAGUUGGAAGCAUCAAGCAAUUAUUCGAGCAAAACGAUAAACUAAUGAUGAAUAUGAAAGAAGAAUCAAUAGAUUUUGAAGAGAAUGGGGAGCACACAAAGAGGACUAAAGUGGCUGAUCAUGCAAGAAGAUUGUCAGAGAAAAUUGGGCGGGUUCAGAUGGAAGUAGAGAAGAUACAGUUUGUAUUGCUCAAACAGGAUGAUCAAAAGGAAAGUAUAAGGGGGAAAGCCAGAAUAGCACAAUUUAAAAGAAGAAUUCUUCUGAGUGAUUAUCUCUAUGGAAAUGGUAACUCAAACAGAAUGAAAAAGAAAGCGAAUUUUGUUUCAUGUGGAUUCCAGCCGCAGACAAUGAGUGACUGA
Messenger RNA from Impatiens glandulifera, 3201 nucleotides. RefSeq names its product protein NETWORKED 1C-like. Gene Ontology annotation, molecular function: actin filament binding. Gene Ontology annotation, cellular component: plasma membrane. Lineage: Eukaryota; Viridiplantae; Streptophyta; Magnoliopsida; Ericales; Balsaminaceae. The record is from RefSeq and is a predicted model, not a curated record. Bases 1 to 3201 code for a protein of 1066 amino acids. The transcript is spliced from 2 exons.